UUAAAAGCCGGACUUGCGGAAAAAAACCAUCACAUUUUCUCAGUACAAUUUUCCCAAAACCCACAACAUAACCCUGUUGGAAAUAUGCUGUUGGCACCAUUUCUUAUCAUUGGUUUCGUGAAACUGUCCCUAGCUGAUGAAAUUUCGACAUACGACAUGCAGCUUGUCAAGGUUGAAACCGUUGCUGGAUCAGAGCAGUACUUCGAGUACAAUUACACCCUGGAUAAGCUAUCUGAGAUGAGCUUCAAGAUUUCCGGAAAUAUUCGCCAGCUAGUAAUAGCGGAUAACCGCUAUGAAAUCUCGAUGAAACUCAGUCGAGCAGAGUUGAGUGACGCCGCAGAUCCACCAGCCUAUGAAGAACUUAUAGAAGUUACCAAACCACUGUGCGAGUUCCUCAAGUCUAUCUACCGAAUGUACUUCUACGAAGAUCUGAAAGACAUCAGUAACUUUCCGCACUACGACACGUGUCCCUUGCCGGUGGCUGAUUAUUGGUUUAAAGACUACGCCUUCGAAGGCGAAAGCUAUCAGGCGUUCAUGAGCGAUGGUCGUUACAAGCUCGAGUGUUAUCUGAUGCAGGAAGGCGUAAUCGCCGGAGGUGCCGUCGCCAGCAUCACCAUCACACCCAUUGCAAAAACUGAAUAAAUGUUUUGAAUAGUUUCUGUUAAUA
Messenger RNA from Wyeomyia smithii (pitcher-plant mosquito), 667 nucleotides. RefSeq lists its product as uncharacterized. NCBI's taxonomy places the organism in Eukaryota, Metazoa, Arthropoda, Insecta, Diptera, Culicidae. The transcript is spliced from 2 exons. The coding region runs from base 85 to 642 and encodes 185 amino acids. The record is from RefSeq and is a predicted model, not a curated record.